AUGCGCCGUUCCUCUAACCUCUUUAGUCAUUCACGAACAAAACAUACCCCUUCCCGACGCGCCGUUGCUAAGGUAGAUCGCAAAGAGGCAAGCAAACUGAUCACCAUCGGCGCAGUCGCUGAGAAUCAUAAUCGGCUAGCUCUUGCUUCUGAUACCGAGAUCACUGAUCCUUCCACAGGACAUGAAGUAACGGAUCAUGCUCCAGAUCUUAGUAAGGAUUCAAACAAGCUGCUUGGACGCACCGGCCAUUCACAGAAACGGCAAUGUUGUCGCGGAGCUAUCGGUGCUAGUGGCGACACCUUAAGUUCACUGAUGCCUUCAGCAGCGACUUCAGACCCUUCACAACAUCGUUCUCGGCGCUCUACAUUAUCCUAUAGCCGUGAACAAAAGCAUGUGGGUAGGCGCAUUGAAAGCAGCUCCUGCUCAGAUUCUAGCAGAUGCAGUAGUGAUGGCGGCAACAGUGAUGAGGGUAGUGAUAAUAGUCGUAAAAGCCGACAAUCACUUUUUUCCCCAGAAUUUUCCCCCCCGAAGCUCACAAAAGCCAAAACCUCAGUCACUAGUGAUGGGGAAGGGAUCAGAAUCAAGGAGCGUUUUACUCGUGCCCGACGCCUGCCACCAGGCUUUUCAAUAUCCAUGAAACGGGUCGCUGAACUAGACAGCCACGCGGUCAAGUUGCAGGUUGUGCAAAAGAAGAGAGCAUAUGCUGACUCUAAGGAGGCGGUGAACAAUUGCCAGUAUAAUGAGAGCGAAUGGGAGGCAGAUGUGGAUUGUGAUGAGAGCAAGGAUGCGGAAAAUGAUGAGGAUGAUGAGGAUGAUGAGGAUGAUGAGGAUGAUGGGGAGGAUGAGGAUGAUGAGGAAUUGGGCGGGACUGAUGGUACAAUUGACUUUAGGUCAGGGCUUUUAAAACCUCCAAGAGGUCGGCUUCGUGACCGGUCGACAAUUGGCUUGUUAGCUCUCACUGGAGGUUGCACUCCUCAAGCUCAAGCGCUCGCCAAGCUUAAGCUGCAGCGCAGCCAAAUGCAACAACAUCAACAGCAACAACCCUCUCUGAUGGGGAAACUACCGUCUUUAUCUUCCGAUGCCACUUUUUCCGCUGAUAUCCCAUUACAAGUCACAGCAGGUUGUGAGCUGAAGAAACACAUCACAAAUUCUCAACCUUCUGUCCCCCGGCGAUUGACUGGUGAUUCGGAUGAGUCGUCAGCCACGCAAACUAUCAUCGAUAACAAAAUCACAACCAGUAUCAGUACAUCGAAGUUCAGUACGGUGACGAGCACAUACUCUUCCCUUUCUUCUUCUUCUUCCAUUCAACCUCCACUUUCUCGAACCUCCGGCUUACCCCUGGCUAUACCACAGCACCCAAGCUUUCCUGUUCUACAAACUGCAAAUCUGGUGCGCUCAGGUUGUGGUGACUUGGCCGAAAUGGCUUCGGGGAUGAACAGAGAAAGGACGACUGAUAUUGAGACCGGUGGAGUGGUCGGUUCUGAUGGACAUCAUAUCCUCCAGGAUGAAGUGCACAUUACACGGCGCUCGUCCUCAGCCUUCGGCACGAUGCGUAGGUCACUUUACCUAGUGAUCAUCUGA
Messenger RNA from Protopolystoma xenopodis, 1581 nucleotides. The record is from the annotation of a GenBank genome assembly. Lineage: Eukaryota; Metazoa; Platyhelminthes; Monogenea; Polystomatidea; Polystomatidae.